This is a messenger RNA of Durio zibethinus, 1963 nucleotides long. Its product is annotated as shaggy-related protein kinase eta-like. Gene Ontology annotation, molecular function: ATP binding; protein serine/threonine kinase activity. Gene Ontology annotation, biological process: cell differentiation; peptidyl-threonine phosphorylation; brassinosteroid mediated signaling pathway. Gene Ontology annotation, cellular component: cytoplasm; nucleus. Lineage: Eukaryota; Viridiplantae; Streptophyta; Magnoliopsida; Malvales; Malvaceae. The record is from RefSeq and is a predicted model, not a curated record.
GAAAAGAAAGAAAAUAUAAAUAUUAAACAAAGAAAUAAUGCGGGCAAAAAGGGUGAGAGAAAAAAAAGAAAAAAAACUAAAUCGAAAGAGGGGGAAAAAGGAGGAGGAGAUGGAAUCACAUGGGCAUUAGUUUGCUGUCUCUCCCCUGGGUCCUCCCUCCUCUUCUCUUCUUCUAAUUAUUGUUCUUCUUGUUCUUUAUCAUCAUUUUCCCUUUUUUUCUUCUAUCGCAACACCAUGAUCUUCCGUUACUCUUUCCCCAAUUAGAUCUUUGUUUUCUCUCUUUUCUUGGUUUCUUUUUUUUUUUUUUAUCGGUUGCUCGUCAUGGCCGAGGAAAUGUCUGCCCCUGUUGUCGAUGGGAACGAUCCAGUCACCGGUCACAUCAUUUCCACAACGAUUGGAGGCAAAAAUGGAGAACCUAAACAAACCAUCAGUUAUAUGGCAGAGCGUGUUGUGGGGACUGGAUCUUUUGGGAUUGUUUUCCAGGCAAAAUGCUUGGAAACGAGAGAGACCGUGGCUAUAAAGAAGGUUUUGCAAGACAGAAGAUAUAAGAACCGUGAACUGCAAUUGAUGCGUGUGCUGGAUCAUCCUAAUGUGAUUUCCUUGAAGCAUUGUUUCUUUUCUACCACAACUCAGAAUGAGCUUUUCCUUAACUUGGUUAUGGAAUAUGUACCGGAGAGCAUGUAUAGGGUUUUGAACCAUUACAGCAGUGCAAAUCAAAGAAUGCCACUUAUCUAUGUGAAACUUUACACUUACCAGAUAUUUAGGGGGCUUGCAUACCUCCAUGGUGUUGUUGGAGUUUGCCAUAGGGAUUUGAAGCCUCAAAAUCUUUUGGUUGAUCCUCUGACUCACCAGGUUAAGAUUUGUGAUUUUGGAAGCGCAAAAGUGCUUGUCAAAGGUGAAGCUAACAUUUCAUACAUAUGUUCGCGUUUCUAUCGGGCUCCAGAACUUAUCUUUGGUGCCACUGAAUACACAACCUCAAUUGAUAUCUGGUCAGCUGGUUGUGUUCUUGCUGAACUUUUGCUUGGCCAGCCAUUGUUUCCUGGAGAGAAUGCUGUGGACCAGCUUGUAGAGAUUAUCAAAGUCCUAGGUACACCCACCAGGGAAGAAAUACGCUGCAUGAAUCCCAAUUACACGGAUUUUAGGUUUCCACAGAUUAAAGCGCAUCCAUGGCAUAAGGUUUUUCACAAAAGGAUGCCUCCCGAAGCAAUUGAUCUUGCUUCACGACUGCUGCAAUACUCACCAAGUCUUCGCUGUACAGCACUUGAAGCAUGUGCACAUCCCUUCUUUGAUGAGCUUCGAGAACCUAAUGCUCGCCUACCAAAUGGGCGACCUUUACCACUACUUUUCAACUUUAAACAGGAAUUAUCUGUGGCCUCACCGGAGCUUAUUAAUAAGUUGAUUCCAGAUCAUGUGAAACGGCAAAUAGGGCUACCACAUUUCAUGCAUCCAGCUGGGACAUAAAAUUGUAAAAGUGAUGUAAGAUUUGUUAUCUCCUAGUUGAUGCGUAACACAGAGGAAGUACUAUCUUCGAUAACCACCAUUGAUUGAGGCCUGUCCAGCAUUAUUUUCUCCUCUUCCACGACGCGAACAAUCUGUGGCAGCUGGGUGGCUGCCUUCUCUCGAUGUUUCUACUUUAAUUCUGCCUCUCUUCUUUAUUCCAUGAGUUUUACUUUUUGUCAAAAUGCCUUUUUUGUCAUGUACAUGUAACAUGUUUGAUAGUAAAAGAUAGAGACUAAGGUGGACAGACCAGAAAGCUGCUAGUGGGGGAAAAGUUGAGAAGUGUAUUUGUUGCUAGGAAGGUCCCGGAUAGAAGUGGCCCGAAGAUAAGGGAUGGGCUAGUUGUUUUUUGGGUUUGGUUUUGUUCUUUGUUUUUAGUUAUUAUGGUGGUUUGUGGUGGCUGACUUCAAAUUUCAGACAAUUAUUGUAACUGUUUGUGCAAAGUAAUGUUUUUACUCUCUAUUUA